Messenger RNA from Kazachstania africana CBS 2517, 1251 nucleotides. RefSeq lists its product as uncharacterized. Gene Ontology annotation, cellular component: cytosol. The record is from RefSeq and is a predicted model, not a curated record. The transcript has a single exon. Bases 1 to 1251 code for a protein of 416 amino acids. Lineage: Eukaryota; Fungi; Ascomycota; Saccharomycetes; Saccharomycetales; Saccharomycetaceae. Gene Ontology annotation, biological process: gluconeogenesis; glycolytic process. Gene Ontology annotation, molecular function: phosphoglycerate kinase activity; ATP binding; ADP binding.
AUGUCUUUAUCUUCUAAGUUAAGUGUCAAAGAUUUACAAUUACAAGACAAGGGUGUCUUUAUCAGAGUUGAUUUCAACGUUCCAUUGGAUGGUAAGACCGUCACUUCCAACCAAAGAAUCGUUGCUGCUUUACCAACCAUCAACUACGUCUUAGACCACAAGCCAAAAUACGUCGUCUUAGCUUCUCAUUUAGGUAGACCAAAUGGUGAAAGAAACGACAAAUACUCUUUAGCUCCAGUCGCUAAGGAAUUAGAAGCCUUAUUAGGUAAGCCAGUCACUUUCUUAAACGAUUGUGUCGGUCAAGAAGUUGAAGCUGCUGUCAAGGCUGCUGCUCCAGGUUCUGUUAUCUUAUUAGAAAACUUAAGAUACCACAUUGAAGAAGAAGGUUCCAGAAAGGUUGAUGGCCAAAAGGUCAAGGCUUCAAAGGAAGAUGUCGCCAAAUUUAGACAUCAAUUGUCCUCUUUAGCCGAUGUCUACAUUAAUGACGCUUUCGGUACUGCUCACAGAGCUCACUCUUCUAUGGUCGGUUUCGAUUUACCACAAAGAGCUGCCGGUUUCUUAAUGCAAAAGGAAUUAGAAUACUUCGGUAAGGCUUUAGAAAACCCAACCAGACCAUUCUUAGCCAUCUUAGGUGGUGCUAAGGUUGCUGACAAGAUUCAAUUGAUUGACAACUUAUUAGACAAGGUCAAUGCUAUCAUCAUUGGUGGUGGUAUGGCUUUCACUUUCAAGAAGGUCUUAGAAAACACUGAAAUCGGUGACUCUAUCUUCGACAAGGCUGGUGCCGAAAUUGUUCCAAAAUUAGUCGAAAAGGCUAAGAAGAACAACGUCGAAAUUGUCUUACCGGUCGAUUUUGUAAUUGCUGACGCUUUCUCUGCUGAUGCUAACACCAAGUUUGUUACCGACAAAGAAGGUAUCCCAGCUGGCUGGCAAGGUUUAGAUUGUGGUCCAGAAUCUAGAAAGUUAUUCGCUGCCACAAUCGCCAAGGCUAAGACUAUUGUCUGGAACGGUCCACCAGGUGUUUUCGAAUUCGAAAAGUUCGCUGAAGGUACCAAGACUAUGUUAGAUGACGUUGUCAAGGCUUCCACCGCCGGUGCCACUACUAUCAUUGGUGGUGGUGACACUGCUACUGUCGCUAAGAAGUACGGUGUUGUCGAAAAGAUUUCCCAUGUCUCUACUGGUGGUGGUGCUUCCUUAGAAUUAUUAGAAGGUAAGGAAUUACCGGGUGUUGCUUUCUUAUCCCAGAAGCAAUAA